AUGAGCUAUUCAUAUUCGCAUAGUACCGCCGCUGAUCCCUAUCGUCCGGCCCGACGAGGCACUCCCGUGGAAGCUUCGAAUGUUUCGGGACAUUGGCGUCAGUUGCUGCCGUCAUGGGCAAGACAGUGGGCAUCGGAUCUACAGGAGGAGAUGAGUAGCAGGAAUGGAGUGUGGUCGUUGCUCAAGAGGGUCGUGAGACACAUUUUUACAGUCUCAAAUGCUCUGAUUCUCUUCUGGAUUUACACACUAUGGUGGGGCGAACGGACUGUCUUCCAGGACAGUGUGAAGGCGUGCGGCUGGGGCAAUUGGGAGAAAUGGUCUCAAGACGCAACGCCACAUCACGUCGCCUUUAUCGCCGACCCGCAAUUAGUCGAUCCUCACACCUACCCCGGUCGGCCAUGGCCUCUUUCGACCUUGACCGUCAAAUUCACCGACCAGUAUCUUCGGCGGUCCUUUUCGUCUAUACAGAAUGAACUAGGCCCGGACUCGGUGCUGUUCUUGGGUGACCUUUUCGACGGUGGUAGGGAAUGGGCCACGGCAUCCAGCUCCAGCCCAGAGAAGCGUUACAAGAAGUACAACGAUCGGUUCUGGAAGAAGGAGUUCCAUCGAUUUGUGAGAAUCUUCGUUGAUACAUGGAAUGAGGGCGAUGAACACACAGCGGACCCAAUUGGGCGGCGGAUGAUCACUGGUUUGCCCGGGAAUCACGAUCUGGGGUUUGGCUCCGGAGUUCAGAUCCCGGUUCGCGAUCGGUUUCGAAGCUUCUUCGGCAAGAGUAACCGCGUGGACGUGAUCGGGAACCAUACCAUUGUUUCGGUCGAUACCGUGUCGCUGAGCGCCAUGGAUCAGCCUGACCCGGAGACAGGCAGCUCGGGCACGGGCUCCGGCGAUGGAGAGCAGCCAAACGAACACAUUUGGAAGGAAACCCAGGACUUCCUUGACCACAUGGGCGCGCAUCGGGGUAGAGCGGAGAUGGAGGCAUUGCGCAUGCUGGGGAAUAAGACUGAAGGGCGUCUCUUUCAGCAUCGGGCUGUUGACGUUCUGGAACCGUCAGUCUAUUACCAGCCCCAGCCCGAGGUUACGGGGUUUCCCACAAUCCUUCUUUCGCAUGUCCCGCUGUAUCGCCGGCCGGCCACGCCGUGCGGACCUUACCGCGAACGCCAUCCCCCGAGUGGUGAAGACCUAGAGGAGGAUGAACCGAACGCCAUUUCCAUGGGACGGGGCUACCAGUAUCAGAAUGUCCUGACCCCGGCCAUCUCCCGGGAUAUCGUAUCGAAGGUGGGGCCAAACUUGGUCCAAAUGUACUCGGGGGACGACCACGACUACUGCGAGAUUUCUCACCAUGAGUUCAGCGGAUCUCCCAAGGAGAUUACAGUAAAGAGCCUAUCCUGGGCCAUGGGGAUCCGGCAACCGGGGUUUGUACUCACCAGCCUGUGGAAUCCUAUCGACCAGGUCACUGGGCAGUCUAUUGGAACCUCCAAUGCCGGUCGUACUCUCCAGAACCAUCUGUGUCUUCUCCCCGACCAAUUAUCCAUCUUCAUCUAUUACGGGCUGAUAUUUGGCCUCACCCUUUGUGCCCUGCUUGUCCGCGCCACGAUCAUUGUACAAUACCCUUCAUCCCGGGCUGGUCCCACCGAUCCCAUCCUCCCCUUGUCGGAGCAUCGCUCGGCUCCACCGUCGCGCCCGGCCCGAUACAAGACUCCCUCUUCCAGUACGUCUAGUUCCACGUUUCCGUCGCCGCGCGGGCUGGCCAGCCGUGCGGUGAAUGCACCUCCCCUGUACGCUACUUACGCGAGCGCAGAUGAGGAUGACGCCGAGAGCUCCAAGUGGAAGCCAACGCGCGGCGGCCCACGGCGCCCGGGGGGUGAGUCGAAGCCGGCGCAGAUUAAGGAAGAAUUCCUUGCGUCGGUUGUGGGGGUGGCCAAAAUCGUGCUUUGUUGGUACUUGUUUCUCAUCUGGCGAUGGUAG
Aspergillus sclerotioniger CBS 115572 is the source of this 1965-nucleotide messenger RNA. Its product is annotated as putative manganese ion homeostasis (Fr). Bases 1 to 1965 code for a protein of 654 amino acids. Gene Ontology annotation, molecular function: hydrolase activity. The transcript is spliced from 2 exons. Lineage: Eukaryota; Fungi; Ascomycota; Eurotiomycetes; Eurotiales; Aspergillaceae. Gene Ontology annotation, biological process: GPI anchor biosynthetic process. The record is from RefSeq and is a predicted model, not a curated record. Gene Ontology annotation, cellular component: endoplasmic reticulum.